GAACUACAGGGCUCAGCUUCGCUUCAUCUCUGACUUCUCUAUUUCCUUUCAAGGAUUCAACAUCUCUUUCUCAGAGUAUAAUCUGGAGCCGUGUGAGGACCCCGGGACCCCCAGGUUUGGCUGGCACACGGGCAUCAGCUUUGGCAUCGGGGACUCGCUGGUGUUCUCCUGCAAUACCGGCUAUCGCCUAAAGGGGGCGAGGGAGAUCUGGUGCCUGGGAGGAGGUCGCCGCAUGUGGAGUGCCCCUCUGCCAAGGUGUGUGGCGGAGUGCGGCUCAACUGUUUCCAACAGCGAAGGAGUUGUGUUGUCGCCCAACUACCCACUGAACUACGACAACAGCCACGAGUGUGUCUACAGCAUUCAGGUGGAGACGGGAAAGGGCAUCAACGUCUCAGCAAGCACUUUCCAACUGGCACAAGGAGACAUUCUCAAGGUCUAUGAUGGAGGGGACAGUGCUGCUGCUGUUCUGGGUACCUACACCGGCUCCACCAUGUUAGGCCUGGUCCUCACCUCCACCUCCAAUCACCUGUGGCUGGAGUUCUACUCAGACCAGGAGCACACAGCAGGGGGCUUCAGACUCAGCUACUCCAGUUUUGAUCUGUCUCACUGCGAGGAUCCCGGGGUGCCUCAGUUUGGGUUCAAAGUCAGCGACCAGGGGCACUUCGCUGGCAGUGCCAUCACGUACGGCUGUGACCAAGGUUAUUCCCUGCACGGAAGUGGCAUACUCAAGUGCAUGACCCGAGAGAGAAGAGCAUGGGACAACCACCUCCCCUCAUGCAUAGCGGAGUGUGGCGGUAGGUUCAAAGGUGAGUCUACAGGCCGCAUCCUGUCUCCUGGAUAUCCCUUUCCUUACGACAACAACCUGCGCUGUACCUGGACCAUCACUGUCAACUCUGGCAACAUCGUCAGCCUCCAGUUCCUGGCGUUCGACACAGAGGCAUCUCACGACAUCCUGGAGGUUUGGGACGGACCGGCAGAAAAUGAGAUGUCUCUGAGGGAGCUGUCCGGCUCCCUGCUCCCCGAGGGGAUACACAGCACCCUCAACGUCGUCACAGUUCAGUUCCAGACUGACUUCUACAUCACCAAGUCUGGCUUCGCCAUCGACUUCUCAAGUUCAGUGGCGACAGCCUGCAGAGAUCCCGGCCUGCCUAUGAACGGCAGUCGUCACGGAGAUGGGAGAGAACCUGAUGACACGGUGACCUUCUCCUGUGAUCCAGGAUAUGAGCUGCAGGGAGAGAGCAAGAUCACCUGCAUCCAAGUUGACAACAGAUACUACUGGCAGCCCAGCCCUCCCAGCUGCAUUGCUCCCUGUGGGGGUAAUGUAACAGGAUCCUCAGGAUUCAUCCUCUCCCCCAACUUCCCCCUCCCCUACCCGCACAGCAAAGACUGUGAUUGGCUGAUCGCUGUCCACUCAGACUACGUCAUAUCACUGGCUUUUAUCAGUUUCAGUAUCGAGCCCAACUACGACUUCCUGUAUAUCUACGACGGACCAGACAGCAACAGUCACCUGAUUGGUAGUUUCCAGGACAGCAAGCUCCCAGAGAAGAUAGAGAGUGUCUCUAACUUUAUGCACCUAGCCUUCCGUAGCGACGGCUCAGUGAGCUACCAAGGCUUCCAUCUGGAGUAUAAAGCCUUCCGUAGCGACGGCUCAGUGAGCUACCAAGGCUUCCACCUGGAGUAUAAAGGUGAGGCGCAGGGCCAUGUUUAUACACCUAGCCUUCCGUAG
This is a messenger RNA of Oncorhynchus masou masou (cherry salmon), 1726 nucleotides long. Its product is annotated as CUB and sushi domain-containing protein 3-like. The record is from RefSeq and is a predicted model, not a curated record. Lineage: Eukaryota; Metazoa; Chordata; Actinopteri; Salmoniformes; Salmonidae. The coding region runs from base 233 to 1726 and encodes 497 amino acids. The transcript has 11 exons.